AUGAAUAUCAAUUAGUUAGAAAUAUAAUAUUUUGGAAAUGUUUGUUCAAGCGAUUAAAAAGAAUAUCCAAUCAAUUCAAUUCCUCAAGACUAUGAUGUAAGAUAAUUUAGUAAAUUAAAAAAAUUUAAUGUCCUAUUUUAUAUUUAUCUAGCUAAAAAAGAUUCAAUAUACUUUUAUUUUGAGUUUAAUAUUAGAAAUACCCAUAUAUAUACCUAUCUUCCAUAAAACUUACAGUACUACAAAAAGAGCAAAACCCAGUUGAUAAAAUAAUUUUAAUAUAAGUUCUUCUUUCAGCUAAAAGAUUUCAUAAACACACGCUAGAUCAAAAUGUAAAAAAUAGAGAGAGUUCAUAAAUUUCAAAUAAGAAAGAAAAAACAGAUCAACUCCAUAGUAAGAAAAAUUAGCCACAAAAAUCAAAUCAAUAGGUAUUAAUGUUUUUUGAAAAUAAUAAAAAAAUCCCUCUAAUAUGAAGAUAAAUAAAGUUAAUUAAUAAAUUGA
Paramecium octaurelia is the source of this 498-nucleotide messenger RNA. The record is from the annotation of a GenBank genome assembly. NCBI's taxonomy places the organism in Eukaryota, Ciliophora, Oligohymenophorea, Peniculida, Parameciidae.